Messenger RNA from Akanthomyces muscarius, 975 nucleotides. RefSeq lists its product as uncharacterized. The record is from RefSeq and is a predicted model, not a curated record. The transcript has a single exon. Lineage: Eukaryota; Fungi; Ascomycota; Sordariomycetes; Hypocreales; Cordycipitaceae. Gene Ontology annotation, molecular function: nickel cation binding. Bases 1 to 975 code for a protein of 324 amino acids.
AUGGCCAUUCAGAUUAUUCCCGCGGGUGCCACCAGCAAAACGGUGCUGAAGCCCGGCCAAGCUGUCAUCGCGGUCCAGGCCACGGCCGCAGGUUCCGGAAUCCGCGAACUGUCCUCGGCCUACCCCGUCAAAGUCAUAUCACCCCGGUCCUCGCACGACCGACGGGCCGUGCUCGCCUUUCUCCUCAGCUACGGUGGCGGCGUCGUGCCCGGCGACAAGGUCGCGCUGCGCGUGCACGUCGACCGCGGAUGCCGCUUGGGUCUGCUCACGCAAGGCAGCACGAAGCUGUACAAGAGCCUCGACCCGAACCUCGUCUCUGCGCAGACCCUGACCGCGACGGUCGAGGACGGCGCGGCGCUGCUCAUGCUUCCGGACCCGCUGCAGCCGUUUCGCGACAGCGUGUAUGAGCAGCGCCAGGUCUUUCGUGUGCACCGCAGCGCCAACCUGCUGCUGCUGGACUGGAUCUCCGAAGGACGGCGGGCAAUGGGCGAGACGUGGGACCUGACGUCGCUCAAGUCGAUGAAUGAAGUGUGGCGAUUCGACGACGUCGUGGCUCCUGGGAAAGCAAAGCCCAGACUGAUGAUUCGCGACAAUGUCCUCCUUUACGGCUCGCGGCGCCCGGCGCUCGUCGACGACUGUGUGCGGCAGCACGUCGGCGGGAUGGGCAUAUUCGGGACGCUCAUUGUCGGCGGGCCCAUCUUUGAGAACCUGUGCCAUUUCUUCCUCGGGGAGUUCGCCGCGCUGCCGCGGGUUGGCGAAAUCAACUGGGCGACAGACAAUGAUGUCAAGAAAGCAGCCGACGACGGCGACGACAUUGUCUGGAGCGCGGCCGCUACGCGAGGCUACACGGUCGUCAAGUUUGGCGCGCAAGACGUCGAUCGCGCGCGGCGCUGGCUCCGCGACAUGUUGGAGAGGGAGGGGACAGUGGCUCGGGAGUUUGGAUCUCGAUUCCUACUGUGUCUGCAAGAUAGAUAG